ACUGAUCCGACCUCUGAAGGGUAGUGUAUGAUCCCUCGAAGCUUGCCAAACUGAAAGAGUGGUGAAGAAGAUCCAUCGUGGAGGCACUGGAGGUCGUGGAGACGCACCCUCGGGCCAUGUUUCGUCCGUCGAUAAAUAUAGGCACCCACGUGUACCUACCCACUACCUAUGUGCCCACCCACCCACCAAAACGCGGGCCGCGGGGCCGUGUACCCGGCGCCAGGCGCCGCUUGCGGCUUGCAACAACGCCUCCAACAGCACGCACGAUUCCUCUGGCACCAUUCAUCUGCGGCCAGGCCACCCGUUGGCUGCAUCCACGACGCCCUUGCCGCUUCGACCGUGUCAUCGGCUGCACGUUACUGUCCGUCCAUCCCACGCGCAUCCUUGCCUCCGUUGCCGAAUUCACCCAACCACUGGUCGUCCCGCAUAAGCCUCGCUUUCAAUGCGCUUGCAGCCGAGGGCGGGUCCAAUUGGACUUCUCGAAGCCAAGACGCGGCAUGGCACUCUACCAGCCAUUGCACCCCACCCCACCCUUCAACCCAGCCUAACCGCAAUGCGCCGGCUCGCAAGAUAGCUGCAAUGGACUCCAUCUAGGCACACAGGAUCGUCGUCCCCGCACUGUUGGUAAUUUGCCACGAUCGCGAAACCCAACAGAGCCGGAACGUCUGGUCAUGGGGAUGAUGAUCGAAGGAACACUGUCGGGUGACGGAUGGGCUGCAAAUGCGGUAUGUCGUACGAUGUAGCGAAUGUGGUAUACUGUUGAGGAG
Messenger RNA from Aplosporella prunicola CBS 121167, 767 nucleotides. RefSeq lists its product as uncharacterized. NCBI's taxonomy places the organism in Eukaryota, Fungi, Ascomycota, Dothideomycetes, Botryosphaeriales, Aplosporellaceae. The record is from RefSeq and is a predicted model, not a curated record. Bases 169 to 594 code for a protein of 141 amino acids. The transcript has a single exon.